Messenger RNA from Elephantulus edwardii (Cape elephant shrew), 471 nucleotides. RefSeq names its product small nuclear ribonucleoprotein Sm D2-like. Gene Ontology annotation, molecular function: RNA binding. The transcript is spliced from 2 exons. Bases 25 to 471 code for a protein of 148 amino acids. The record is from RefSeq and is a predicted model, not a curated record. Gene Ontology annotation, biological process: RNA splicing; spliceosomal snRNP assembly. NCBI's taxonomy places the organism in Eukaryota, Metazoa, Chordata, Mammalia, Macroscelidea, Macroscelididae. Gene Ontology annotation, cellular component: precatalytic spliceosome; U2 snRNP; catalytic step 2 spliceosome.
CUCCUCAACAAGCCCAAGAGUGAGAUGACCCCAGAGGAGCUGCAAAAGCGAGAGGAGAAGUUUAACACUGGCCAGCUCUCCGUGCUCACGCUGUUGGUCAAGAAAAACACUCAAGUGCUUAUCAACUGUCGCAACAACAAGAAGCUCCUGGGCCACGUGAAGGCCUUCGACAGGCACUGCAACAUGGUGCUGGAGAACGUGAAGGAGAUGUGGACCGAGGUCCCUAAGAGUGGCAAGGGCAAGAAGAAGUUCAAACCUGUCAAAAAGAACCGCUACAUCUCUAAGAUGUUCCUGCGUGGGGACUCGGUCAUCGUAGUCCUCAGGAACCCCCUCAUCGCUGGCAAGAAGGGUCACCCUCGUCUCUACAGCCCUGCCCCACAGCCGCCUCCCGCCACCCUGGAAGACCCGUCCCAUACUGGGAAUACUAAAGUCCCUGGAGUGGCUUCUCUAAUGAUGUGGACAAUCAAAUGA